Messenger RNA from Perognathus longimembris pacificus (Pacific pocket mouse), 6905 nucleotides. RefSeq names its product SEL1L adaptor subunit of ERAD E3 ubiquitin ligase (gene Sel1l). The transcript has 19 exons. Gene Ontology annotation, cellular component: endoplasmic reticulum membrane. The record is from RefSeq and is a predicted model, not a curated record. Gene Ontology annotation, biological process: ERAD pathway. Gene Ontology annotation, molecular function: protein binding. Lineage: Eukaryota; Metazoa; Chordata; Mammalia; Rodentia; Heteromyidae. Bases 852 to 2948 code for a protein of 698 amino acids.
GAAUAAAUGAUGGCCCCAAGAGAGGAAUCAUCAUUGUAGUAGGUAUUAAUAGAAAUACAAAUGUUAAACUCUUUGAAAAGAGAGAGAGGGGACUGUUAUGUUAUGGAAUUCUCUAUUAUAGCUGCUUUAAAAUAAAGAACAUAUUUGGUUGCACAUAACAAAAAGCAAACAGUGGCAGAAUCCAAGGUUUUUAUAGUCUGAAUAAUCAGAGCUCCCUAGGUCACCCAGUUAGAUCUUGUGCCAUCAGGGACUCUAGCUCUUUCCUUCUCUCCUGUUCAUCUCCAUAGUAAAUUAGUUUCACUUUUAUGGCUGUCCCAGAUGUUCAAAGCGGGUAGCUGCUAUACCUCCCAUGUCCUGGAUCCUCAGACAUACCUGUAGCAGUGUAGUGGAAGUCUGCCGUAGAGAUACCAAUAGAACCUUGCCAUUCUGCCCUGUUUCCUAGAAGACUGUCAGUGAAGUGUUAAGUGAAAAUACCACAUUGUGAAAUAAUUCACUUAAUAGGGUUAAGCAGUCCAGAGAAGCUGAACCAGUCAGCCUCUGACAUCAGAGACAGUAGACCUUCAACUGUACAAAGUUCAUUCGCAUUGUAGAGUGUAACCUGCUCUACUUAAAGUGCACCAAUUUCAGUGUUAAUCUCAUCCAAAAAUCAUCUUCCAGAAACAGAACACUAGUCAACCAACUAUCUAGAUGAUGUGACCCAGCCAGAUUGACAUACAAAUCAGAUCCCAUAUCAGAGGAAGGAGACAGGCAAGCCUUUUGUUGUUGUUGAAAUCACAUUUAUAAAUUACAUAUCUAAUAAACAUUGCAUAGGCAAGUUUCAGUUUGAAUAAACGGGUGGAGUCAUGUGAGUCAUGGGGAUUCUGCCUAUGUUGGUGUUGAGAUGUUUAUUUUUCCUCUUCCCAGUCUUGACUGCCAUCGAAGGCACAGCACACGGGGAGCCCUGCCACUUCCCUUUUCUUUUCCUGGAUAAGGAAUAUGAUGAGUGUACAUCAGAUGGGAGGGAAGAUGGCAGACUGUGGUGCGCCACGACCUACAACUAUAAGACAGAUGAAAAGUGGGGCUUCUGUGAAACUGAAGAAGAGGCUGCUAAGAGACGACAGAUGCAGGAAGCCGAAAUGAUUUAUCAAACUGGAAUGAAAAUCCUCAAUGGAAGCAAUAAGAAAAGUCAGAAAAGAGAAGCAUAUCAGUAUCUUCAGAAGGCUGCAGGCAUGAACCACACUAAAGCCCUGGAGAGAGUGUCAUAUGCUCUGCUGUUUGGUGAUUACCUGACACAGAAUAUCCAGGCAGCGAAAUCGAUGUUUGAGAAACUGACUGAGGAAGGCUCUCCCAAAGGACAAACUGCUCUUGGCUUUCUCUAUGCCUCUGGGCUUGGAGUUAAUUCAAGUCAGGCAAAGGCUCUUGUGUAUUAUACUUUCGGAGCUCUUGGAGGGAAUCUAAUAGCCCACAUGGUUUUGGGUUACCGGUACUGGGCUGGCAUCGGAGUCCUCCAGAGUUGCGAAUCAGCACUGACCCAUUAUCGUCUUGUUGCCAAUCAUGUUGCGAGUGAUAUAUCACUAACAGGCGGCUCAGUAGUACAGAGAAUACGACUGCCAGAUGAGGUGGAAAACCCAGGAAUGAACAGUGGGAUGCUAGAAGAAGAUUUGAUUCAGUAUUACCAGUUUCUAGCUGAGAAAGGUGAUGUACAAGCACAGGUUGGUCUGGGACAACUGCAUCUGCAUGGAGGUCGUGGAGUUGAACAAAACCAUCAGAGAGCCUUUGACUACUUCAAUUUAGCAGCCAAUGCUGGCAAUUCACAUGCUAUGGCCUUCUUGGGAAAGAUGUAUUCGGAAGGAAGUGAUAUUGUUCCUCAGAGUAAUGAGACAGCACUUCACUACUUUAAAAAAGCUGCUGACAUGGGCAACCCAGUUGGACAGAGUGGGCUGGGAAUGGCCUACCUCUACGGGAGAGGAGUUCAAGUUAACUAUGAUCUGGCACUGAAGUAUUUUCAGAAAGCUGCUGAACAAGGCUGGGUGGAUGGGCAGCUACAGCUUGGUUCCAUGUACUAUAAUGGCAUUGGAGUCAAGAGAGAUUAUAAACAAGCCCUGAAGUAUUUUAAUUUAGCUUCUCAAGGAGGGCACAUCUUGGCUUUCUAUAAUCUAGCACAGAUGCAUGCCAGUGGCACAGGGGUGAUGCGAUCCUGUCACACCGCAGUGGAGUUGUUCAAGAAUGUAUGUGAACGAGGCCGUUGGUCUGAGCGGCUUAUGGCUGCCUAUAACAGCUACAAAGAUGGUGACUGUAAUUCUGCAGUGACGCAGUACCUCCUGCUGGCUGAACAAGGCUAUGAAGUGGCCCAGAGCAAUGCAGCCUUUAUUCUUGACCAGAGAGAAGCAACCAUUGUAGGUGAAAAUGAAACUUACCCCAGAGCUUUGCUACACUGGAACAGGGCUGCUUCGCAAGGCUAUACUGUGGCUCGAAUUAAGCUUGGAGACUACCAUUUCUAUGGAUUUGGCACCGAUGUAGAUUACGAGACCGCAUUUAUUCAUUAUCGUCUUGCUUCUGAGCAACAACAUAGUGCACAAGCUAUGUUUAAUUUGGGGUAUAUGCAUGAGAAAGGUCUAGGCAUUAAGCAGGAUAUUCACCUUGCAAAGCGCUUUUAUGACAUGGCAGCGGAAGCCAGCCCAGAUGCACAAGUUCCUGUCUUCCUAGCCCUCUGCAAAUUGGGCAUUGUCUAUUUCUUGCAGUAUAUACGGGAAACAAAUAUUCGAGAUAUGUUCACUCAACUGGAUAUGGACCAGCUUUUGGGACCUGAGUGGGACCUUUACCUCAUGACCAUCAUUGCAUUGCUGUUGGGAACAGUCAUAGCUUACAGGCAAAGGCAGCACCAAGACAUGCCCAUGCCCAGGCCCCCAGGGCCACGGCCAGCUCCACCUCAACAGGAGGGGCCGCCAGAGCAGCCGCCACCACAGUAACAGCCUGGUGUCCAGCCUCCCUCGGUGAAGACUGAGAAACUUGUUUGCUGAGAACACUUGCAUUUGAUUUAGGACUUUGGAUGCUAGUGGCCACCUCCUGGGAGACGCCCAAGGAAACAUUGAAUUCCUAAAGCUGCUUAGAAUCUGAUGCCUUUAUUUUCAGGGAUAAGUUAACUCUUACCUAACCUAAGUUGAAUGUUUGUUUCAGUGCCAUAAGGAAUAACAGCUCUCCGUGGCUUUCUUCUUUCUUCCCUCUCCCCCACUCCCUUGGAAACAUGACACUCAGAGGGAUGUCUUCUGCAUCCAGUCUUUCUUGAGUCCUUUGAUCAUCUUCUCAGUGUCCAUGAGUUUUUACAUCAGCCAUCUUUAAGGUCUUGUGGUGCAUCGACACUAAAAAGUGAUCAACUUGGGAGUAACUCAGUUGCAAGUUUCACUUAAACAUGUCUAAAAGUCGGAAAGUAGAUCUUACCUGUUAAAUAACAACAACAAAAAAGUUCUCCAAAGUGCUCUGGAACUACAAGAACAACAGUUUACUAGUCCAAAUGCAAGUACACAUAUUCAGCAUUGUUGGGUUGUUGUUUUUUUUUAAUUUUAAAAGGGAAGGUUGAGUGUUAUUAUUAUUGGAGAUUGUCACACUUCCUACCACACUUAUCUCCUUCAGAGACUGAAAGGUUUUGUUGUUUGAAAGAGUACUAUGAGAACUUAUUUUCUUUGUAAUAGAAUAUAAGUAAAACUUGGUGAACUGAUUCCUUGUGCUAACAUGUCAAUUUGCCCCAUAUACCAGUGUAAUUUGCCUAUUUAUUUUGAAUAUUCAGAGCUUUGAUCCAGAAGCCAGAGGAUGGACUAAAAAGGGAAAAACUGAAAAGCAAUACUGAAAGACUUUAGAUGAGAUAACAAGAUCAUAGACUCACUUUCCCAAAAGUUGGUGCAUUUGUUUCCAGGUUUUAUUUUACUUUGCAUUUCUUACUGCAUAAAGACCAGCUCACCCUCUUGAAUUUUUCAAACAUGUAAAACUCUUGCUGGCUUAUAGCAGACAGUGACUACCAUGAUAAUAAUCUUGAAACUCUGAAAAAUGAAGAUGGAUUCAUUUCAGUGAGGGGCAAGAGCAAAGGCCUGUUAGUACUAUUCUGCAUGCUCGGCUUUUAAUUUCUCACUGUCUUAUAUUAACAGGAAAGUCAACCAAAUGCUUAGCAUUAACAUUAGGGAACUCAAGGCUAUCAGAGUUGAGAACUGCCUCUUUAAAUUGGUGAGGUAGGAACCUCUGAACAAGAAAGAGGAUUGAGAACUUCAAAUGAAAGAAUUAAAACUUAAACCAAAUUUGUAUUUCUUUUCAUUGUCAGAUGGGUGGUGUUCACCAGCCUUUAGUCUGAGAUGCAUUAGUAAGCAAGCAGACAUCAGCUUGUUUAUAUUAUUCUUUUGACAUUUUUCUAUAAUCCCAAAACCCUGCCAGAAAACUUGAAGAGUUCAUUAUUUGUAGAGCCAUAAUGCUUUGGUUUUUGAAGUUGGGAUUGUAUUCCCAACUAGAUCUAAUUAAUCUACAAUGAACAUGAAGGCUUUAAAUGUAAAUUGUAUACUUUUUUUGUGUAUUUGGAGUAUGAUGGGAAACCUGGUAGGCAACUUUCCUCACAGAUGUUUGCCUCCAGAUUUGAAGAGGGAUUGUGGAGAGGACCAGACCUGUGAGAGGCAGGAAAUGUUACCCUCAGAAGUGUCUUGUUGCUGUAAGCAGCGCUUGUAAAUGUGAAGGCUUGCUUGGUCUCUAACGCUUAGGUUUUUGAAUGUAGGUGCCUUUACCACCUGUGCUCCCAGGGGCAGCAGCCACCUUAUUUAGAAGGCACUAUAUUCUUGUAUUUAUUUAGAAGUCCAAGGAGUGGUGUGAACCUAUAUUAUCCCAGAUUUUUGGGGAGCCUGAGUUGGAAAGAUCACUUCAGCCCAAAAGUUCAAGACCAACGUGGCAAGCAACAUAAUUAAACACAUGUCAAUAAAUAAAUAAUAGUUGAAAAACACUCUUAAGAUGACUACCAACUUCUGUUUGUUGUUUUCCUCUUCCGCCUGCCUAAUAUCUCCUUGGGCAGCAUUUUUAUAUGAAGAAAACAUUUCCUGAAAUGUGCUACUAUGGCUGACGUUCUUCUUGAGUCACAGACUUCUGUUAGUUUCUCCUUCACUACGUAAGUUUUUAUCAACACUGCAAAUAUCCUUUCUUUGGCUUAUCUCUACCUCCUGUUUUACUCUGGGCCAUUUGCUAUUAGAAACUUGAAUGGUCUGUUUCAAAUAACUGUUUUUAUAGUUUCAAACGCUGUCGCAAAAUACUUCAUCAUUCUCUCUUCUUUGUUCAUAGGUCAUGGUACCUAAGCAAAUAGGAAUUAGGUUUGGCAUUUCUCCUAAAAAAUAAUGCACAGUACUUAUCUAAUCAAAUGGCAUCCAUUUGAAUAAAGUGGCAAUAAUUCAAGCUAGUUAAUGUCAGUGACAUUAAACUAACUCCGAGAUUGGGGAGUUUUAAUGUUAGAACUUAGGCUCACUAGAUAGAGCGUGUCUUCAUUUCUUCAUGGUAGCCUGUCUCUCCUGAGAGUUAUCGCAGUCUGUCUUUCAGCCUGCGAUGGUAGUGACGGUCAUACUUAAUUCAGCUUUGGUACUUGUGUGGAUUAAAACUGUUUGGGAAUCUUGAGACCAUCCAUUUUGCUUCUGCAGUGGUGGCCUUGGAAGUUUUUGCUUUUGUGUUUGAAGAUGUUUGUUUGGCAGGUGAGGCUUAUCUUGAUUUUAGUAAAUAGCUGACUUAAUAGCAUGGAUGUAGGAGCAAAUCAAAAGCUGCUAUUUCCCCAAAUUCUUAAUUGAACACUUGGAUUCACUUUUGAAUCACUAAUCUUGCUUUUCUAGUGGAUUUGUUAUUCUGCUACACAGAAAGUUGCAGUCUGGGUUUUACUACUAAACUGUUCGUCUCUGCAACAUCAGGAAGCUUUAGAAACUUCCAUAGGAAUCUGCAGAUGAUCAUAUGGUCUUAGCAUUAGAUGUUUUGUAUGUAGGAUUUUGUUUGUUUCUUCUCUUUUUCUCUCUCUUCUCUGCUCCUAUUUGUUCAUCAGACCAAGGUUUUGCAAGUAUGCAUGUAGGCCUCUGAACAAAACAACAGUUGUUCUUGUGCGUAGCCAGUGUACCAAUGUCUGCAUCUGCAGACCUUCCUUUAACGAGGUUUGGACUGACAUUUCACGUAACCAUCACAACAUUCUUCACGUCAUCAGCCCUUUCCCAGCCAGGAAGAGCAGAGAGGGCUACAUUGGCUCCAGUGACAGCUGGUAUUCGAUUUGAAAGUGGAUCUAUGAUAGAUGACACGAUAUUAUGACUAGAAGUAUGCAAGAAAUAAUCAGCAAAAAAAAAACCCUUAAUGCAAAUGUUAGUCAUUGCUCAGUCAUGAGAGAAAAUGUAUUUCUGAAUGCUGUAUUGUCUGAGACACUACCUGGUUUUUGUUCACGUGUAGUAGUCAUUGAAAAAAAGCCAAAGUCUCCAUCGACUGUAUUCUAAGGAAAUUUUAAAUGACCCCAAGUAACAGUGAUUUGUAUCUUAAUGUCUUGACGCAAGUCAAAGUCGGAUUUUGUUUAUAUAAGAAGUAAGGAUCCUGUGGCCCUUUGCAGGAAGCCAUCUCGUAUGUAUCUUUACUGUUGGAUUGACACACAGGCUGACACUGUUUCCCUUUGGACUUAAAAAUAAAAAGUGUUGAUAAGGAUCCAUUGUGACCUCUAUAAAUAUUUAGGAGCGGAAGUCUGAAAAGACCAUCAGCUAGUGUUGUGAAGGAAUACCACAGUAGAUCCUUUUUUGUAAAUUUACUUUGUAUUUAAUGAAAUGCACUAUAAAGGCUGGUGAAGUGUAAUAUAAUUGUGUAAACAAACAAAUCUUGUUAAUAGGAAGAUGUACAGAUUUGUUUUGUACUGUAUCUUGAAACUUGUGAAAUAAAGAUUCCUCCUCCGGUUA